Molecule: messenger RNA, 1011 nt
Organism: Anguilla rostrata (American eel)
Lineage: Eukaryota; Metazoa; Chordata; Actinopteri; Anguilliformes; Anguillidae
Product: fucolectin-4-like
Exons: 4
Coding region: 185-748 (187 amino acids)
Source: RefSeq, a predicted model, not a curated record
UGCAGUUUAGACCAACCUGCAGAUCUACUUGCAAAGCUCUACAUUAGCAAUCUUUCGAAAUUAAUGAUGAACUAAUUUCCGGCUUGAAACUUUGGAAAGCUGCCAGACAUUUUAUUAAACAUUAGAGGGGGGUUUUCUGAGAAAAAUGUAACAAAGCUGAAUAUCCACGACACAGCUGUUUCCUAUGUUUCGAAAAUGCAUGAUGAAGGUGAAAGUGAUUAUGUUACUUUUUCAAAUCUUGGCGAUUUCAACCCUCAAGUCAGAUUCAACUCACGUCCCUGACGGAUACGUACAAGAGAAUGUGGCUUUACGUGGGAAGGCCACUCAGUCGGAUCGGUUUUUUAAGCUAAACCUGCUGGGUUACAGCCAGCCUGCCAACGCCAUCGAUGGAAACCGAGAUUCUAAUUUCUUCCAUGGAUCCUGUACCAUCACAACUUUAAAGCCCAACCCCUGGUGGAGGGUGGACCUGCUGCAGGAGUACCAAAUCGUCUCUGUCACCAUCACCAACAGAGGAGACUGCUGUGGAGAAAGGAUCAAUGGAGCUCGCAUCCUCAUCGGCAAACACCUGGAGAACAACGGCAUCAAUAAUCCACAGUGCAGUGUGAUUGACUCUAUGGCAACAGGAGAGACUAGAACCUUUCACUGUCCAUAUACAAUGACGGGACGCUACGUCACAGUGUACCUCCCAAGAACACAAUUCCUUCAACUCUGUGAAGUGGAAGUGAAUGCUCUGCUUUCUGCCAACUGAAAAUUUUUCUAAGCAGUGCUUUGCAAAUUUGUUUGCAUCUACAACUACUCAUUGCUUUAUAGCCAGAUGCAGUCUGUUUAGAAACGCGGGUAAAGAAAUCAAUUUAACUAUUUUGGGAUUUGAGAAUCAUGCUGCCAUUUUAAUAUAUUUCCAGGUUUUCGUGUACAGAAAACUUGCUGAAGUUCUACUUGUCUGCUUUCUGCAAGUUCAUCUAUUGACUGAUUUUCUUUGUAGUGCAUCAAAUAAACAUCUCAUUUAAAGCA